GACUUCAGGUGAUCCACCUACCUUAGCCUCCCGAAGUGCUGGGAUUACAGGUGUGAGCCACCCUGCCCAGCCAAAUAUACAUAGUUUUACAGUCAAUUUAGAAUUAAUGUUUUGCCAUUUCAAGUAGCAUGUAGAAACCUUACUACCAUCUAGGUCCCUCCACCCUUCUCCCGUCACGUUUUAGUUGUCUUACAUCUAUAUACACUGAAGCCUCCAGACAGUGUCGUGACUUUUAAUUCAGCCAUCACAUAACUCUUAAAAAAGUCAAUAGUUUCAUAUUUAUGUGGAUUUUUGCCAUUUAUGAUGUUCUUCUUGCAUUCCCAAAGUUUUGAAUUUCCCCCAAUAUCGUUUCUCUUCUGUCUGAAGAACUUCAUUUAACAUUUUUUUAAAGCAGAUUCUUUGGUUAUGAAUUUCCUCAGCUUGCCUUCAUUUGAGAAUGUCUUUAUUUUACUUCAUUCUUUAUUCCAGUAAAAUAGUAUUUUUACUGGAUGUAGAAUUCUUGGGUGACAAUUAUUUCAAAACUAAAAAUAUUCCACUUCUUUCUGGCCUCUGUUGUUUCUGGUGAAGAUCUGUAGUCUUUCAAAGAAUUGUUCACCUGUAUGAAAUGUAUCAUUUUUCUCUGUCUGGUCUUAUUUUUCUUGGUCUUUAGUUUUCAGAAGCUUCUUUAUUAUGUGUCUAAGCUUGGACUUUUGUUGUUAAUUUAUCCAGUUGUGUGGUUCACUGAGCUUCUUGGUUUGUAAGUAUAUCUUUUUCCAAACUAUCAUCAAAUUUACGGGCUCCAUCCUUUGUCAUUUCCAUUCUGUUUAGGAAUAUUCACCAAUACUUUCUGAAGGCUGGUUAUAAAUAGCUGCUGUAAAGUCUGCUUCUGAUCAUUCCAAUAGUUGAAUCAUCUCAGGAUGGGCAUGUAUUGAUUGUCUUCUUUUCUCCCAUGUUGAGAUUUUCCUGGUUUUCAUGCUCUGGGUUAUUUUGGGUUAUAUCCUGGAUAUUUUUAAUAUUGAGACUCUGGACCUUGUUUAAAUCCUAAGCAGAAUGUUGAUUGUUUAAAAUGUUUGCACUACUAGUCAUAUUAGUCCUGUGUCUACACCUGUCAGUCUGGGACCUGCGAUGCGCAUCUAGGGUGAGCCCUGUGCGCAGCCUGGCAGCAAGCCGAUGAGUUCACGUAUCACUUUACUGGAUCGCUCACUUCAUCUCUCCCUUCUCUGUACUCUCCCUGAAACACAACAGCUCCCUGCGACAUCCCUUGCAAGACCUCCAGCCAGAAAUCUGGGGCUCUUUCCCUACCCUUCUGCAUACUCCCUGAAACUGCAUCCAGGGCCCAGCGCAGGGGGACAGAAAGGAGCCGCAGAAGGCGGUUGCCCCAUGCUCUUGGGGCCAUGGCUCCUCUAGUCAGAGGGUAGCAUUACCUUCUCAGGUUUCAGGUGCCUACCCAGCUCACACUACCGUCACUAUGCCACCACUGCCACCUCCAUGUUACUGCCCAGGAGCUGGGGUAGAGAAGAAAGGAAAAAUUGGAGGGAUUCCCCCAACUCGCUGACCUUGAGGGGCUUCACAUCCCACUCCUCUGAUGCUUCCUGGAGCUCUUUCUGUUGGUGCACUUCAGGUUUCAAGCCGCCUGUGUGUCCAGGCUAGGCAAUACUGGUUACCUCACCACUUAUCUGCGGAACUUUGGUCUCCUUUUCUCAUCUGCCUACUACUCCCUCAGAGCUGCUCCUGCAUCUGUCCAGGAUUGGUGGCUGUCAGUGGGAGAGACAUGGGAAGAUGCUCCCUCCACCUUCCUGGGACCACCUUGUUGACUCAGCAGCCUUCCUCGCCGCACAGCAUGCCAUGCCUUCCUGGAUGGAGGCCCUGAGGGCAGCUUUUGGUUUUCCUACCCCUGUACCCCUCCAAGAAAGCUCUGGCACACUGCAGAGGCCAGCAACUACUUGUCGAAUGAAUCAAAGGAGCGUCAAGCCAGGGCCAAGGGUCAGAAGCAGGGGCUUGCUUCCCCGGAGCCCAGCUCUUCUCUGGGCUCCCCUUUCCUUUUUGACACCUCCUGCUUGGUUGGCAGUGAGGUCUCCCACGUCUGGGGGAUCCUUGCCCCUGCUUCUGCACCCAGCCCUGGCUAAGCGGCCUUGUUCUAUCAAAGCUGUCGGGAUCUGCAGAGUGCUCAGCUUCUACUCCCGCUCCUACACAGCUGCAAGUGGCUUGAAAAUAUAUGACCAUGCUUCAACGUCUCCAGUGAUUCCCACUGUGUUGGGACACAAAGCCCACCUCUCUGCCAUGUGCCCCUGAUGGUCGCUGCCCCAGCUUGUUUCCUUUCUGUAGGGCUUGGGUCUUUGCCAACCCCUCUACCUGGAUUGCUCUCCCUGUAAGACUCAUCAUAGCUGAGGCCUUUGCACUCCGCUCCUUCCACUCACAUGUCACCUCAGGGUUGUCCGUGGCCUCUCCUUUCCCAUCUCUCCCAGUACAUUAUGGUCUUUCCUUCCUAGCGUCUGGUGGUAUCUAUGGUAGGCAUGUUUAGCUGCUGGUACAAUCCCUCCUUCACGGAAAUAUGGGCUUCAUGUCUGGCCCCUGUGGGACUGCCAGAGCCUGGUCCUCAGUCAUGUUUAGUUGGGCUAGUGAGUCAACUCUUUUGGUCAAAGGGACAAAAGAAGAUGAGGAGAUGUGGCUUUAAUCAGGACCAGUGUGGAACAGUGAGACCUGCGCAUGGCACUGCUAGGAGGGAUAGGUUCUACCUGCCAGCCUUGGGGCUCCUGGCAGCCGACAGGACCUGCCCACUGAGACUUGUGUGCCAACCUUUGGGUACAGAGCCUUAGCUUCACAGGCCCCAAGCCAGGAGCCCCUCCUCAGGUGAGCCAGCAGGGAUGGAUGAAGGCCUGUCAAGGGUUUCUUGCACACUCAGAUCCAAGUCUCAGAGUGGUGGUCUCUCUGCUGGCCUCCCACCCACACUCUCCUGUUAUCAGAAGUGUGGCAGGUGACAGUGUGGUCACUGGGGUGGGAGGAUGUGGGAGGCCCUGGAUGGGGCCCAUGCCCAAGGGUCUAGCCAAGGCCUCUUCAUUAGGGCCCCAACUGUGACUUUAUUACUCAUAGUCUCUUCCCUGCCCUGGUGGCCCUCAUCCCCCAAACCUGAAUGCAGAAGUCUUGGUCCUGGACUCAAAUCCAUGCCACUCUUCAGCCUAUGCUGUGGGUUCCUAAGCUGAGCAUUUACCUAACAAUCAAGACUUCUGACAGUCCUCAGUCCUACCCCCAAACCCUCUUGGAUUUCUUUUUCAAGGUGGUUUCAGCUAGGAGGGUAAGCAUGGCUUGGGUGAGAACAGAUAGGGUGGGAGCAUGUGGCAGGUAUGGAUGAGACCUUGACAAAGGGACCCCAGAUGAAAGACGGGGACCCUUUCUCCCUUUGUCCUGGAAACCCAGCUCAGCCCCAGCCCUUGCCCAUGCUGCUGUUGCUGCCUGGUACCUUCCACAAGGCCAGACUCCUCUCCGCAAAGCUGUGGCCUGCACCAGCUCCUCUGACUCUCCUUCUCUGCCUGCUGAGGGCCCCCUCCCAGCCUGGCUGUCAAUCACAGGAGAAAGGGGUUGGGAUUUUGUUUGUCCCUCUCCCUGAGCAGAGAAUGGCUGAUGCGGCCACCGAGCCUUGACCUGGAGAGCCCCUCUGUCCCUGCUGCCCCCGUCUCCCCUAGCCCAGACUUCUGCCCUUCACGCCCAUCCCUGACCAGCAGCCCCACUCAGCCUGGGCUCUGGGUGCCAGCUGGUUAUGGACAUGCCACCUCAGCCCAGGCCAGGAGCUGGUGGAUGCAUAGGGCUAUUUUAAGCACAGCUUCUUGGCCUGCUCCCCUGGCCCCCAGCCCCCAGCAGCUCAGCUACUGGUCACCUGCCACCGCCUGGAAUGCUGAUUGGCAGUUGGCUGGGGUGGGGGCUGGGAAGACACUGUUAAUAAAGCUGGGAGUGUAGGGAAGCAGCCGUCCCCAUCCGGAGUCCUCUGUGGUCCCUGCUGCCACCAUGGCCACCCACCGCCUUGUGAUGGUCCGGCACGGCGAGAGCACAUGGAACCAGGAGAACCGUUUCUGUGGCUGGUUCGAUGCAGAGCUGAGUGAAAAGGGGGCCGAGGAGGCCAGGCGGGGAGCCAAGGCCAUCAAGGACGCCAAGAUGGAGUUUGACAUCUGCUACACGUCGGUGCUGAAGCGGGCCAUCCGCACCCUCUGGGCCAUCCUGGAUGGCACGGACCAGAUGUGGCUGCCUGUGGUGCGCACUUGGCGCCUCAACGAGCGGCAUUACGGGGGCCUCACAGGCCUCAACAAGGCGGAAACGGCCGCCAAGCACGGGGAGGAGCAGGUGAAGAUCUGGAGGCGCUCCUUUGACAUCCCGCCGCCCCCCAUGGACGAGAAGCACCCCUACUACAACUCCAUUAGCAAGGAGCGUCGGUACGCAGGCCUGAAGCCCGGGGAACUGCCCACCUGCGAGAGCCUCAAGGACACCAUUGCCCGGGCCCUGCCCUUCUGGAACGAGGAGAUUGUUCCCCAGAUCAAGGCCGGCAAGCGAGUGCUCAUUGCAGCUCACGGGAACAGCCUGCGGGGCAUUGUCAAGCACCUGGAAGGGAUGUCAGACCAGGCAAUCAUGGAGCUGAACCUGCCCACGGGGAUCCCCAUUGUGUAUGAGCUGAACAAGGAGCUGAAGCCCACCAAGCCUAUGCAGUUCCUGGGUGAUGAGGAAACGGUGCGGAAGGCCAUGGAGGCUGUGGCAGCCCAGGGCAAGGCCAAGUGAGGGGUUGGGCUUGGGCAAUAAAGGCACCUCCUCCCACA
This is a messenger RNA of Cercocebus atys (sooty mangabey), 4778 nucleotides long. RefSeq names its product phosphoglycerate mutase 2 (muscle) (gene PGAM2). The transcript is spliced from 3 exons. The coding region runs from base 3979 to 4740 and encodes 253 amino acids. Gene Ontology annotation, biological process: glycolytic process. Gene Ontology annotation, molecular function: intramolecular phosphotransferase activity. The record is from RefSeq and is a predicted model, not a curated record. Lineage: Eukaryota; Metazoa; Chordata; Mammalia; Primates; Cercopithecidae.